This is a messenger RNA of Notechis scutatus (mainland tiger snake), 989 nucleotides long. Lineage: Eukaryota; Metazoa; Chordata; Lepidosauria; Squamata; Elapidae. The record is from RefSeq and is a predicted model, not a curated record.
AGACCUUUGGUCAAAGAGGUCCUCUUAUUUCCCAUAAGAUGAUCCACACAGGGGAGAAACCAUAUAAAUGCAUGGAGUGUGGAAAGACGUUUGCUCGAAGAGAUCAUCUUAUUUCUCAUAAGAUGAUCCACACAGGGGAGAAGCCGUAUAAAUGCAUGGAGUGUGGAAAGACCUUUGCUCGUGACAAGAAUCUUAAAAGGCACAACAAGAUCCACACAGGAGAGAAACCAUUUAAAUGCACGGAAUGUGGAAAGUCCUUUGCUCAUAGAUAUAAACUUAUUUCCCAUAAGAUGAUCCACACAGGGGAGAAGCCAUUUAAAUGCAUGGAGUGUGGAAAGUCCUUUGCUCAUAGAAAUAAACUUAUUUCCCAUAAGAUGAUCCACACAGGGGAGAAACCAUUUAAAUGCCUGGAGCGUGGAAAGUCCUUUACUCAAAGAGGUAAUCUUAUUUCCCAUAAGAUGAUCCACACAGGGGAGAAACCAUAUAAAUGCAUGGAGUGUGGAAAGAUGUUUGCUCAAAGAGGUAAUCUUAUUUCCCAUAAGAUGAACCACACAGGGGAGAAACCAUUUAAAUGCAUGGAGUAUGGAAAAACCUUUGCUCGAAGAGAUCAGUUUAUUUUCCAUAAGAUGAUCCACAUUGGGGAGAAGCCAUAUAAAUGCAUGGAGUGUGGAAAGACAUUUACUCAUGGCAGUGGACUUAGAAGCCACAAAAAGAUCCACACAGGAGAGAAACCAUAUAAAUGCAUGGAGUGUGGAAAGACUUUUGCUCAAAGAGGUCAUCUUAUUUCUCAUAAAAUGAUCCACACAGGGGAGAAGCCAUAUAAAUGCAUGGAGUGUGGAAAGACCUUUACUUGCAACAGUAAUCUUAAAAGGCACAAAAAGAUCCACACAGGAGAGAAACCAUUUAAAAGCACAGAAUGUGGAUAGUCCUUUGCUCAUAGAUAUAAACUUAUUUCCCAUAAGAUGAUCCACAUGAAAGAAGACAAAUGU